Molecule: messenger RNA, 219 nt
Organism: Clunio marinus
Lineage: Eukaryota; Metazoa; Arthropoda; Insecta; Diptera; Chironomidae
Source: the annotation of a GenBank genome assembly
AUGAGAAACCUCAAAACAGAAUUGGGAAAGCCAUCUGAUGUGAAUAGUGAUCAUAAAAAUUUUACUAAGCUUCGUUUGCUACUGUCAAAAAUAGGUGAUCAUCAAAGUGUCACUGAAAUUACCUUCAAAAAUUCUUCAACCUUUUCUACAUUAGAUUAUAAAGCAUUAGCUUUAUCGAUUUUGGGAGUUUUAAUAGGAUAUGCUCUCAUGUUGAUGUGA